This is a messenger RNA of Gasterosteus aculeatus aculeatus (three-spined stickleback), 7271 nucleotides long. The record is from RefSeq and is a predicted model, not a curated record. Lineage: Eukaryota; Metazoa; Chordata; Actinopteri; Perciformes; Gasterosteidae.
CAUCGCUGCUCAACAGAUUAGCAAAGUCCUUCUAAACUACAGCUGACCCGCGCCGUCGUUUUCUUUUCUCUUUUUUUUGCAGCAAAACAUGCGAGGAAGGGAUUUUAAAGCGCGAGAGGAAGCGUUAACGCGUCGUGUGCGUGUGUGACUCUCUGUUUCUUUCCUUUCUGUUCUUUUCACUGCUCGGCUGAGACCUUGCAGCGUGUUCCGGAGGCACUCAGUCGGAACAGCGAUGCUCGUGGAGCCGCAGAGCCGACGCGCGCACGCACGCACGCACGCGCUCGCGCAACCGUCAAACACGUGACACACGCGCCCACGCCUCACCUCUGCCUCCGCGUGCCAGUCUGCGAUGGGACGGGAAGACAUGUCAUUUUGUGGACAUUAGCUGGUACUGCUUUCAAGAGGGCAAAGCUCCACGCUGCCUUGCAGGAGAAACAUCGUCUGAACCUUGAGCCGAUUAACCGGAACCUGUAGACAAGCGAGUAUGACCAGGUGCGAUCCGACUAUGAGCAGCUGAGGCAGAGCUUUGCUGUAGUGAGCCAGCAGAGACAACGUGGACACAACGUGGACACAACGUGGACAACCUGGGACGGGUUCUAAAGCAUAUGCACACGGCUGUCGAGCUGAAGCAGCAGCUGCAGAUAGAGCAUGAGCGAGCGUUGGUGGCCCUCCACCCCAAGCAGAAGGAGGACAAUCAACUGCAAAAGGUCAAGGUUUGUGACCUGGAGCGGAAAUGCCGGUCACAGAGUGAACACUUCCACCAGCUGUCCGAUGAGCUGCUGAAUUUUCGUUUGCGAUCAGAUACUGUGGAAAUCCUUCAAAUUAAUCCCGCCCCCACACCCCGGAUCUCUCGCUGCUCAGAGAAGAACUUCUCCCGAGUCGCCCUUGGAUUUAAAGUCCAGACAAAGACAGGCGAUGAGAGCGCGGCAAACCCGCCUCUGCUGAUCCCUCAGCUCACGCCCUGCACGCCACAGACUGGGAACAGAAAGAGACCGCCGUCUGUCAAAUCCAGCACCGUGACAACGGACCGCCCCAGCAACCCUCGACAGCGGACCCCCUCAGAGAUGGAGGAUGAGGCCAGCCCAUCAUCCAGGUCCAAGGCUCGCUACACAGGCCAGGUCCGCCUGUGCACUGCCCGAUACAGUUACAACCCGUACGAUGGACCCAACGAGCACCCGGAGGCAGAACUCCCCCUUGUGGCCGGGAAGUAUCUGUACGUGUACGGAAACAUGGACGAUGACGGCUUCUACCAAGGGGAGCUGCUGGAUGGCCAGCGAGGACUUGUUCCCUCCAAUUUUGUGGAAUUUGUCCAAGACAAAGAAAAACUGGCCAUCGAGUCGGGGGAGAGAGGCGACGACCCGGGCCCUCUAGACCACAUGCCCCUGGCCUUGAUGGCCGGGGAUGGAGGUGCCACCCAGGACGGCCUCUUGCGCUGCUCAUCUAACGCCUUGGUUCCCUGCAGCAAUGGGACAGGGGGGCCGCUCGACCCCGAGGACCUGGCUGAAGACGUUGUGCCUUAUCCCCGAAAGAUCAACUUGAUCAAGCAGCUGGCACGCAGCGUCAUCGUGGCCUGGGAGCCUCCCGUAGUGCCUUUGGGCUGGGGCAACAUCUCCGGCUACAACGUGUUAGUGGACGGGGAGCAUCGCGCGACCGUGACGUACGGCGGCAGGACCAAGAGUUUGCUGGAGAAGCUGGACCUGGACGGCGGCGUCCACCGCGUGGCGGUGCAGAGCGUCACGGACCGCGGCCUGUCGGAUGAGCUGCGCUGCACCUUGCUGGUGGGGGCCAACGUGGUGGUCGCGCCGUGCGGCCUCCGGGUGGAUGACAUCCAGCGCGACACUGCCGAGCUGUCCUGGUUGCCCAGCAACAGUAACUAUUGUCACAACGUGUUCCUGGACGGGGCGGAGCAUGCGGUGGUGAAGCCGGGGAGGUACAGACUACGCUUCGUCAACCUGAAGCCCCUGACGGUUUACAAAGUGACGGUGGUGGCGCAGCCGCACCAGGUGCCGUGGCAACUGCCGCUGGAGCAGAGGGAGAGGAAAGAAGCCGGUGUGGAGUUCUGCACUCAGGCUGCAGGUCCAACAGCAUAUUGCAGAACAGGCCCUCCUCAGCCUCCCCAGGAUGUACAGGUGCUCUGUGGGCAGGCUCCAGGGGUCCUACAGGUCCGCUGGAAGCCCCCCAUGCUCUCUCCUACAGGCACAUCUAACGGGGCAAAUGUCGUUGGCUACGCAGUCUGCACUAAGGGACAGAGGAUUGCUGAAGUGUUGUUCCCAAUGGCCGACUACGUCACUGUGGAGCUCACGCGGAUUCAGUGCCUGGAGGCUCGGGAAGUCAUCGUGAGGACGCUGUCAGUUCAGGGAGAGUCCCAGGACUCCCUUGUCGCCGUCAUUCCAAACAACCUCCUCGUGCCUCUACCUGCGAUCCCCCUGCCACCCCCCAUGCACCCCCACGCGGGCCCCCCUCCACACCCCCACGGCCAGCCCCACCUCCAAUCCCCUCACCUCCCUCACGCCACACCCCAACUUCCUGCCCCACAUCAGGCUCACGGACAACCACCCCAGCCCCAUCCUCCUCACCCGCAACCCCACCUCAGACUCCCCCACCCGGGUGGACCCCCGCAACCCCAGCACCGACCCCCGCAUCCUCAGCCCCAGCCACAGCCCCUACACCACCAGCCCCGCCAUCCGCACCAAGGUCCCAGGCCCCUGCACCAGCUGCCUCUGCUACCCCACCCCCAUCACCACCCUUUACCUCAGAGACCAGUAUGUGCCCGAGACCUGGAUGCCAAAGAGCACGCAGCCCACCACGGGGGAGCUUUUCCACCCGGCCAGCCCGGCUGGGACCCGACACGCUCUCCCAAUUCCCAGCCGUCCGUGCCCAUGCACGGCCACACCCUCGAGGCCCCUCCCACUGCCAAUCCACGUUCCCCCUCCCCCCAGAGGAUUCUCCCCCAGCCCCGAGGCACGCUCAUCCCGGACACCGUGGCCAAAGCCAUCGCCCGAGAAGCGGCGCAGAGGGUGGCAGCGGAAAGUGGCAAGGCGGACAGGAGGCCGGCCAGAUUUGGAGAGCAAGGUCGUUCAUUUCACCAGCAUCAUUCCGAUGAGGAAGAGGAGGACGAAGAAGGGUUUGCGCACGGCCGUCGGAGAGGACCCUCGGUGGACGAGUUCCUCAGAGGCUCUGAGCUGGGGAGGCCGCCUCACUAUAGUCACAAUGAAGAUUAUCACAGCGAAAGCAGCCGGGGCUCUGACCUGUCUGACAUCAUGGAAGAGGAUGAGGAGGAGCUGUACUCUGAGAUGCAGCUGGAAGAGGGACGUCGACGCAACUCGCACAACACACCCAAGAACAGCGCCGCUGCUGGAGGCCGCCACGACCGGGAGCCGGGCAGAAGAAACCAUCCCGGCGGCCCCCAGCCUCAGAGAAGACCUCUGAUGGUCCCCUCCAUUGAGGUAACCUUUGAGAAUAGCAGUGAGGCAAACCCCGUCACCGAGGAUGUUUACUAUGGCAGAGUAGCUCGGCACAGGACGUGGUCUUCCCGCAGGCACAUGGGCGGCACCAGGUCACCCCAUGAUGGCUACAGGGACCGGGACCGCCGCUCUCCCACCUACUACGACGAGUCCGAGCCCGAGGAGUCCUUCAGGAUCUUUGUGGCCCUUUUUGACUACGACCCUCUGUCCAUGUCCCCCAACCCGGAUGCAGCUGACGAGGAGCUGCCCUUCAAAGAGGGGCAGAUCAUUAGGAUAUACGGCGACAAAGACACAGAUGGGUUUUACAGAGGAGAAGUGAGGGGCAGGAUGGGGCUGAUCCCCUGUAACAUGGUGUCCGAGAUCAGAGCGGAGGACGAGGAGACCAUGGACCAGCUCAUCAAACAGGGCUUCCUGCCACUCAGCACCCCUGUGGACAGAUUAGAGCAGAGCAGAAGAGGCCUGCGUCGAGAUCAGGCCUCGAGGAGGAUGGUGGCUCUGUACGACUACGACCCCCGAGAGAGCUCCCCUAACGUUGACGUCGAGGCCGAGUUGACCUUCUGUGCUGGUGACAUCAUGGCUGUGUUCGGAGAUAUUGAUGAGGAUGGAUUCUAUUAUGGCGAGAUCAACGGCCACCGCGGCCUGGUUCCCUCUAACUUCCUGGAAGAAGUGCCUGAUGACGUGGAGGUGUAUCUGACCGAUACUCCGUCCCACUACCCCCAGGAAGAGCCUGCCAACCGCGCCCCGGCCAAUUCGGCCUCCGCCGUCUCGGAGGGCAAACGGGUGACCACGGAGCCCACGGAAACCACCAACGCGCUCGACAACGAGGCUCCACCUGUCCGAGCGCCGUCCCCGAUUGUUCGGCCCCUCCUCCCAGGCACCAUGAGACCCCUCAGCCCCACGAGGUGCCCCCACAUCCCCAUAGAGCCCCGAGAUCCCCGGGACCAAGAUCUGGCAAACAAGAAGAAGAAAGGGCUACUUUCCAAAGGCAAGAAGCUCCUGAAGAGACUCUCACCUGUGAAGUAAAAGAAGAAAAAAAAAGCAUACAUGUGCAAUACGUGCACAGGCUGUGUAUAUUGCAUCCACACAAUCAACUCCGAUCCAACAACACAUGACGGAGAGGAUGUGAGCCUAUUUUAAUAUAAUCAGUAACACAGUUAUUCAUGUACGGUGAGGGAUACAAAUCAACUAAAUGAUGUAUAGUGCAGUGCCAAAAUCAAGAGACAGAGGUCACCCGCGGACACAAAAACAUAUUACUGUGAUGUAUUUUAAAUCAACAGAUCGUUUAUGAAGAAAAAAAAAACAACAACUAGGAUUUUCAUGACACGUACUUUUUCUUUUUUUUCUAUCACUAGUCAAAGAAACUCUACAUUUGUUUUAAGCAGGGUAGCUAUGAAAACAAAGCCUCUGGGUACAUCCACGGUCGGAACAGGCUUUUUUUUUUUCCUCAGCAGCAAAACAGGAGAAAAACAACAUCAAUGUUGCACAGUAUUGAUGUGACAACAAGGAAACGAGAGUCCACAGUCCUCUAGGAACAUCUCAAAUAGACUACACUGUUAUCAAGGCGUUCCGUGAGGGAACGCUGGCUGCUAACUCAAAGCCUUUAUUCAGUGCAAUAUCACCGAGAGGCGGUAGCAUACGUGGGAAGAAAAGAAACAUUUCCACUCGUACCUGUGAUUUCAUCGUAGUGGGUGCUCUUCUGUGAUGAAAGGAGUGGUGGAGGGAGACUAGCAGAUUGGCGACGGGGCAUUAACUUCAGAGGCGGGCUUAGUUGUCUCAGUGGCCUUUAUGAGAACAAUGUGAGCCUGACGUUCCUCAGCUGAUUUUCGCCAGGCUUUUUGUUUCAUGACGGGUCGCUCGUGCUUCGUCAUAUUCCAAAAUGAAACAAGGGCAGAAAUGUUUGCCGUCCUUGCUGUCAAAACUGUCAUGAAACGCCUAGUUCAAGACUACAUUUUGUGUCCGUCUUCCUAUUGCACAAAGGUGGGUGUUUUGAUUGGUAAAAUACCAGAGUUUUGUGUGCCGGUGUGUGUGUGUGUGUGUGUGAGUGUUUGAGGCCGUAUGUGAUGGAUUCCUGUCUUGCACCGUUCAUGUUUGUCUUUCACUUGUGUGUUUUUGUUUUCCUGAAGCAGAGGCCACGUGGUUCUUGGUUGUGUGAUUAAGUGAUGUGCUGCUGCCUCCGUGGCCCGUGGCAGCGCUCACUUCUGUUGUCUCAUGUUGAUGUAGAGGGCCACGCUGAAGCCUCGGAGAAAUCCCAAAUCAAAAUGUCAAGGUGUGCAUUGUUCACUGGUUCUGUUUUCAUUGACCCGAGGGUCUGUGGAGAGAAAUCACCAACGUAUUUAAUGUGUCCUUUUAUGCUCUACAUGACUUGUACUAAUAGUACAUAAGGACUAUACCAUAACAAGUUAUCGUGUUACACACCCUAUAUAUAAUCAUUGAAAUUGGAAUCUGAAACAGAAUUUUUUAAACUUUAUUCCUAUGAUCUUGAAUAAUUUAACGUUGUAUUAAUCAAGCACGUGCACCCAAAGCCAGAGUCUGCAGACACUUGUCAGUAAUGUUGAUAUUCUUGUUGCUCCAUUUGGUCUGUUGACUAACUGAAUGUUUUUAUACGUUGCAAUCAAUUCUUCAUAGUCAAAGAAACCUAUUUGCAUAAUACCGGUAAAAGAUUUGCAACAGGAAAUGCAAUCAAAUAAGUAACUAUACUUAAUAGUUUCUUGUCAACGUAAACAAUCUCCAAAAUGUGUCUUAGAUGAUACUGCAAGGAGUGUAAAAAUACUGAGUGAAGUGUUUUAUGUGAUCAUUGAACUUUAAAUCGAAACUUUUUUCCUCAAAUGGGAAAAAAUGCAAAGCAAAUCAAAUUCUAUAAAUGCAACCAAAGAAAUUCCAAUUGCAAUGCCAAGCUUUCCGCUCUCUGAUCACAUAAAAUCACAGCAGAUAUGUGAAAUGCAUUUAACACACCUCAACCUUCCUGUCCUACCUCACUCUUUGACUCUCGAGGAGACAGUCACUAUGUGUGUUAUUUAUAUCAGAUUAUAGAAAUAAUUAGAUGGAAUUUCAUAUUUGAAACCAAAUAAAAGAACUUUGUUUAGUUAAAGAAAACCCCACAUUUAGUGUGAUGUGAAGGUGACUAAUAGUGCACAAGAAAUUAAUUAUUAACCAGAGGAAUAAUACAUCUCAUAGCUUUAAUCAUUUCAAAAUCUUCUACUCGUUGUUUUCUUUUAAAUAUUCAUUCUGUCCUGUUUAUCGCUCGUUGUCGCUUGUUUCAACUUGCACUUAAGGGUUCUCUCCCCUAAUGAUUUGUUAAUAUUAUUGAUUAAAUGCAAUGACAAGAGAGUGUUUGCCAAAAUGGAAUGUAAGAAAAGUUUCUGCUGGUGAUAAGUUUACAUGACUUUUGUUCCAAAGCUGUUUAUGCAUAGUUUCACUUUCACAAAGUCACACAGUCGGCGUCCCAGCACCAAAACAUCCACCUGUGAAUGGGAGGAGUGUCUCUAAACGCUGUGCUUCUUUUGUACUUUAAUCCAUUUGUAGAUAAUUUAUAAAUGUUUCUACUUUGUUUUCACGACAGCUUUUUCUUUUGUUGGUGCACUGAGAUUCCUUCCACCUGUAACCGACUGCGAGCAUUCUCCAUUGUGUCCUUUGAAAUCAGAUGUAUCGGUCCACCGUAUGUGCUUGCUUUGUGAAUCAAGGUUUAAAAAUGAAAAAAGAAAAAGCAAAGUCAUUGGACAGUAUUCAUGGUGAUCAUUAUGUAUGGGUGUGCAUGUCAAAAAUACAACUUUUAUAACCAAAUUAAAUUUGAUAUUUUUUAGGAAAUAA